CCGGCGGCGCUCAAUUCUGGGUACCAGGAGAUGGAGUUUUUAGUCUGCCGAGAAGCACUUUUUCUCCUAUUUCGCACGACCCGAAGAAUCGUAUAGGCACCAGACUCAAGGACUGCCCACAGAGUAAUAUCAUGAAGGUAUAUUCAGAUCCAGAUACAAAAAAGUAUCCAUGGCCGCUUUUAACCAAUUCACUAGGAAGGCGCCCCUGAUGAAGCCAGGCCCGCCUACUCGACCGCCUAAGUUCAAAGCGGCAUGGGCGCUUUCAGGGAAGAACACGCGAGCUCGAGUACAGACUUCCGGGGCGACAGAGAUGUGCCCGCCAAUCAAGGGAUACUGGCACAUGCCUUCAUGUUGAUAUCACCGUCGUCACAUUCAUUCCUCACAUAGACUUCACUUUCGAUGAGCUGGUCAUUCCUGCGGUUGCCUGCCUUGUUUCGUCGGUCCUCGACCCGCGUCUCAAUCCCACUCCCAUCACCUUCCCCGUCCGUUCGUUCCUUCUCCUUCUCAAGCUCACGACGAAGUGUCGAGAUGGAGACAGUAGACACUUCGAAACGACUGGCGCAAUUGCGCGACCUGAUGCGCCAACACAAGGUCGACGUCUACAUUGUCCCUUCGGAGGACAGUCACCAGUCAGAAUAUAUAGCACCAUGCGACGCAAGAAGAGAAUACAUCUGUGGGUUUACAGGGUCAGCUGGCACUGCUGUGAUCACACUCGAUAAAGCUGCUCUGGCGACAGACGGACGAUAUUUCAAUCAAGCCUCGAAACAACUGGACAGCAACUGGUUGCUGUUGAAGCAGGGCAUGGAGGAUGUACCGACGUGGCAGGAAUGGACGACAGAACAAGCAGAAGGCGGCAAGACUGUCGGUGUCGACCCUACUGUUAUCACGGCUUCAGAUGCUCGAAAAUUGAGCGAGACACUCAAGAAGAAAUCGCAGGCGACUCUUGUUGGUGUCUCGGACAAUCUCGUUGACAAGAUAUGGAAGGAUCGACCCUCACGGCCGGCCGAGAAAGUCAUUGUACUCGACGAGAAAUAUGCCGGGAAAUCAUACAAGGAAAAGUUGGACGAGCUACGGAAGGACAUCAAGAAGAAGAAGGCUGCCGGAAUGGUGAUAUCGAUGCUGGACGAGAUUGCAUGGCUUUUCAACUUGCGCGGCAACGAUAUCCCGUACAACCCUGUUUUCUUCUCAUAUGCAGCUGUCACACCCAACUCAACCACAUUGUACGUUGAUUCGAGCAAGAUUGGUUCCGACGUGAAAGAUUAUCUGAGCGACUCGGUCGAGAUGAAGCCGUACGACGCUCUAUUCUCCGACCUAGCGAGAGUCGCCGAGACGGCUGCGAACGAAGUGCAACAAAACGGCACCGCAAAAUCGCCUCACUCCGCGAAGCUGCUGCUUUCAAAUAAGUCCUCGUGGGCCCUGAGUCUAGGGCUAGGAGGUGAGGACAAGGUCGAAGAGGCCAGGAGUCCGGUCUCCGAUGCCAAGGCUAUCAAGAACGCCGCUGAGCUCGAGGGAAUGCGACAAUGUCAUAUCAGGGAUGGUGCAGCCUUGAUCGAGUAUUUCGCCUGGUUGGAACGUGAGUUGCAGGGUGGAUCUUGGCUAGACGAGGUUCAGGCUGCGGACAAGCUCGAGCAGAUCCGGUCCAAAGGCGAACACUUUAUGGGCCUUUCUUUUGACACCAUCUCUUCGACAGGCGCAAAUGCUGCAGUGAUCCACUACAAGCCCGAACCAGGCAACUGCUCGGUCAUCGAUCCCAAGGCUAUUUACCUCUGCGAUUCAGGAGCUCAAUAUCUCGACGGCACCACCGAUACAACACGGACACUGCACUUUGGUGAACCGACCGCAAUGGAGGUCAAGGCAUACACUUUGGUCAUGAAAGGAGUCAUCUCGCUGGAUAGAGCUGUGUUCCCCAAGGGCACUACUGGGUUCGGCCUUGAUGCCAUGGCUCGGCAACAUUUGUGGCGCGAAGGCUUAGACUACAGACACGGUACUGGUCAUGGCGUAGGAUCAUUCCUCAACGUCCACGAAGGCCCCAUUGGUAUUGGCACUCGCACAGCAUACUCGGAGGUUUCGUUAAGUAUCGGCAAUGUCCUCUCAGACGAGCCAGGAUAUUAUGAAGACGGCAACUUCGGCAUCCGAAUCGAGAAUAUGAUCAUGGCGAGGGAAGCCAAGACGAACCACAAGUUCGGCGACAAGCCGUGGAUUUGUUUUGAGCAUGUGACUGUGGUGCCGAUGUGUAGGAAGCUGAUUGAUCCGGCGUUGCUCGCGCCGGAAGAACGACAAUGGUUGAAUGAUUACCAUCAAGAGGUCUGGGAGAAGACGAGUGGCUUCUUCAAGGAUGAUGAGCGGACGACGAAGUGGUUGAAGAGGGAGACGGCGCCGAUAUGAUCAAGUCAGACCAUGAUCGUGUAAUAAGUUGGGCUUGGAUCGUGGCGCGGGAUGCUAGGGUACCCCUUCGCACAUCGACUUGCUGAAUAAGUCAGAAACCAUGGGAGGGACAGUAUCUCUGAGUGCACUCCGCUUCCGACCGUAUGUCCCAUGCGGCAUUGGGCAUCUGAAGUGCGUAUAAUGUGGUCGGGUU
This is a messenger RNA of Exophiala viscosa, 2578 nucleotides long. Its product is annotated as X-Pro aminopeptidase. The record is from RefSeq and is a predicted model, not a curated record. Bases 400 to 2385 code for a protein of 661 amino acids. The transcript has a single exon. Lineage: Eukaryota; Fungi; Ascomycota; Eurotiomycetes; Chaetothyriales; Herpotrichiellaceae. Gene Ontology annotation, molecular function: metalloaminopeptidase activity.